Molecule: messenger RNA, 1795 nt
Organism: Arachis stenosperma
Lineage: Eukaryota; Viridiplantae; Streptophyta; Magnoliopsida; Fabales; Fabaceae
Product: cytochrome P450 714A1-like
Exons: 5
Coding region: 46-1647 (533 amino acids)
Molecular function (GO): iron ion binding; heme binding; oxidoreductase activity, acting on paired donors, with incorporation or reduction of molecular oxygen
Source: RefSeq, a predicted model, not a curated record
CACACACACACCAAGAGAGAAAAGUGAGAUUGAAGAAAGAAAAAAAUGGAGGUAGUGAUGUUGGUUUGUUUCAUUGGCAUGGUUGGAAUGGUGAUGUGGGUGGUUUUUGUGUAUGGAAUUGAGUGGGUAAAGUCUCAAAGGGUUAGAAGGAAGCUAAGAUUGCAAGGUAUAAGUGGGCCACCACCUUCAUUUCUUCAUGGGAAUCUGCUUGAAAUGCACAGAAUCAACACUGCAUCACAAGCCAAAGUUGUUCAUAGUAGUGAUCACACUCAUGACUUCACUGAAUCUCUCUUCCCCUAUUUUGAAAUCUGGAGAAAACAAUACGGUCUAUUGUACACUUACUCAACAGGGAUAAAACAAAACUUGUAUAUGAAUAGUCCAGAAUUAAUAUCAGAAAUGAACAAGUUAAUGACUCUGGAUUUGGGUAAGCCUUCUCAUAUAACAAACAACCUUGCAUCCCUUCUUGGAAAUGGCAUUCUCAGAGCUAAUGGAAUUAGUUGGUCCCAUCAGAGAAAACUUAUUGCUCCUGAGUUCUACAUGGAAAAAGUUAAGGGUAUGGUGGACCUAAUGAUAGAGUCAACGCAACCAUUAUUAACAAAAUGGGACAAAGCCAUUGAGGCCAAAUUAGGUAGUGAUGAUGAUGAUGGCAAUGGCACAGUUGAAGUUGAAGUUGAUGAAGAUUUGAGGAGCUUAGCAGCUGAUGUUAUUUCAAGAGUUUGUUUUGGACAUUCAUAUUCCAAAGGAAUUGAAGUUUUCUCUAAGCUUAGGCUAAUGCAAAAGAAGAUGUCCAAACAUGGUACCUUCCUUUUUGGAAUCAAAGGUUUACGGGAUACUCUAAACAAUAUAUGGGGAGGGAAGGAAAAUGAGAUUAAGAUUAUGGAGGAGGAGGUAGAGUCACUAAUCUGGGAGUUAGUGGAGGAACGAAAGCAAGAAUGCUCAGAGAAACCUUCUUCAAAGAAAGAUCUAAUGCAUUUAUUAUUGGAAGCAGCUAUGAGUGAUGAUGAUUCAACAAGUCUACCUAAAGAUUUUGCCAAGCAAUUCAUUGUGGAUAAUUGCAAGAACAUAUACUUUGCUGGCCAUGAAACCGUUGCAAUAACUGCUUCUUGGUCUUUGAUGCUUCUUGCUACUUAUCCAGAGUGGCAAGAUCGUGUAAGAAAAGAGGUUGCUCAAGUUUUCCCUAAUGGCAUCCCAAAUGUUGAUUCUCUUCCUCUCUUGAAAACGUUAACUAUGGUGAUACAUGAAGUGCUACGCCUAUACCCACCAGGAGCAUUUGUUUCAAGAGAGGUCUAUAAAGAUACCCAAAUUGGAAAACUACUUGUUCCCAAAGGUGUUGUUUUAUGGACCCUAAUUCCAACUAUACAUAGGGAUCCUGAAAUUUGGGGAGCAAAUGCAAAUGAGUUUGAACCUGAAAGAUUCAAAGAUGGUGUCUCUAAGGCUUGCAAGUAUCCACAAGCAUAUGUGCCUUUUGGAGUGGGUCCUCGCUUGUGUGUGGGGAAAAACUUUGCAAUGGUUCAAUUGAAGGUUGUUCUUGCCCUAAUUGUCUCUAGGUUUAGAUUCUCUCUAUCUCCUAGCUACAAGCAUGCUCCUGCUUAUAGAAUGAUUAUAGAACCAGGGCAUGGUGUGCAUCUUCUUAUUCACAAGAUAUGAUAUGAUGAGUUAAAUCGCAAUAAUCACAAAGCCAAUAAAUUGCGAUGAUCUUGGAAACCGUCGCAAAUAAACCAACGCUAGUUAGUUAUUUUGUUUCAAUGGAUGGUGGUUGUGAAAAACAUGUAUUCUCAUGUAUAGAUGUGAGCGA